AUGUUUCCACAGCAUGCAGCACUGGUCCAUCCAGGUGGGGAGGAGGGAUCAACCAAACAAUGCUACCAAGAAGAAAGAAGUCAUCAGUUCACAGAAUGUACAGAUUAUAGUGACACCAGCUCUGUCAAAGAGUCGAGCAUGGCCCAGCAACACUCCCAAGGUGUGACAGGUCUUCGUAACCUAGGCAACACAUGCUACAUGAAUGCCAUCUUGCAAUGUCUCUGCAGUAUCACUCCAUUGGUGGAGUAUUUCCUUUCCGGAAAGUACAUCACCGCUCUUCAAAAGGACAGUGGUGAGGCUGCCACUGCUUUUGCUUACCUGAUGACAGACAUGUGGCUUGGAGACUCGGACUGUGUCUCACCUGAAGUGUUUCGGUCAGCCAUCGGAAAAAUCUACCCAACAUUUCUGAAGAGGACGCAGCAAGAUGCUCAGGAGUUCUUGAUUUAUGUCCUAAAUGAACUUCAUGAGGCUUUGAAGAAGUUUCACCGAAAAAAAACACAGGAGAAAGGACUUACUACAAAAUGCUACAGGAAGGUGGCUUCCAGUGAGUUCUCUAUCAUCACUAGACUUUUUGAAGGGCAACUUAAUUAUGACAUCGUGUGCUUGAAGUGUGAGAAUUGUACUUACAAAAAUGAAGUCUUCACUGUCCUCUCCCUCCCCAUCCCAUCAGAAUGUGAAUGUUCCCUUCAGGAAUGUCUUGGAUGUUUCUUUCAACAAGAUACACUCACCUGGAAUAAUCAAAUUCAUUGUGCUUUCUGUGAAUCCAAGCAAGAUGCAGCUGUCAGAGCUAGCAUAGCCAAAGCACCAAAGACAGUUAUUUUUCACUUAAAAAGGUUUGACUGUCAGUGUAGAGUGAAGAGGAAAUUAAGAACAGAUAUCCAUUACCCACUCAACAACUUGGAUCUUUCUCCUUAUAUUUAUCCACUUUUUCGGAAACAUCCUAAAUACAGCCUUUGUGGAGUGGUGAACCACUUUGGUGAUCUAGAUGGUGGCCACUACACGGCAUUCUGCAAGAACACAGUCAGCCAGACCUGGUAUAGCUUUGAUGAUACCCGAGUUUGUGAGAUUCCAGACUCCGCAGUCCAAACCGCUGCUGCCUACCUCCUCUUCUACAGCUGCCAGCCCUUUUCUAUACCUACCCCAAAAUGCAAGUGCUAG
This is a messenger RNA of Vombatus ursinus (common wombat), 1158 nucleotides long. It is a transcript of the gene USP50, whose product is annotated as ubiquitin specific peptidase 50. Gene Ontology annotation, cellular component: extrinsic component of endosome membrane; midbody; extrinsic component of plasma membrane. Lineage: Eukaryota; Metazoa; Chordata; Mammalia; Diprotodontia; Vombatidae. Gene Ontology annotation, molecular function: cysteine-type deubiquitinase activity. The record is from RefSeq and is a predicted model, not a curated record. Gene Ontology annotation, biological process: Ras protein signal transduction; endosome organization; protein K48-linked deubiquitination. The coding region runs from base 1 to 1158 and encodes 385 amino acids. The transcript is spliced from 7 exons.